Molecule: messenger RNA, 2905 nt
Organism: Drosophila subobscura
Lineage: Eukaryota; Metazoa; Arthropoda; Insecta; Diptera; Drosophilidae
Gene: D19A
Product: zinc finger protein 668
Exons: 1
Coding region: 125-2629 (834 amino acids)
Cellular component (GO): nucleus
Molecular function (GO): zinc ion binding
Source: RefSeq, a predicted model, not a curated record
UCGCUGACGACGAGUAUAUACUAUUUUUUCUGUGUCAAUAUUAUUUUUAUUGCUGGCUGGCCUGGAAAAACGCAAAAGAUAAUCGCAAUUGUUGAAAACGCUGCCGCAGCACACAAACCGCAACAUGGACAUGGGCAGGACAUAUUCGAUACACACGCUGUGUCGCGUUUGCCUGAACCACUUGCAAAACGAUGCCGCAUACGAUUUGUAUCUGGUGCCAGGCCUGUCGAAAAAACUGUGUCUGUGUACGUCCCUCUCCGUCGAGCAGAACGAUGGCUUUCCCAAGAACCUGUGCAGCAAUUGCUACACCAGGCUGAACGACCUGCACGAUUUCCAAAAACUGUGCGUCGACUCGGUCCAGAAGUUCCAGGAUCUGGUCGCCAGCAACGUUUUCACCUGCCAGACGAACUUCGAUGUGCUGGAUCCCAGUUCGACGGCCCACGAUCUGCCAGGAGAGGACGAGGACCACAUCAACUUUGAUCCCCUAUUGAACCACAAAAUGGAGCUGAUUGAGAACGAGGAGGACGUGUUCAAGAUGCUGGAGCAUGUGGACAAGGAGGCCGAGGAGUGUGAGAACGAGAGCGUCAAGCAGGACAAGGUGAAGGCUUCGCCCAGCAACGCUCUGCGAAUGUUCGACGAUGACUCCUCCCUGGAGAGCGGCAAUGACAACGACAGAGAUGUGGACUUUGAGCCCAACAGCAGCGACGACGACAUUCCUUUGGCCCAACGCAUGAGGGGAACCACCCAGUCCCAGUCCACCCGCACACCAGCCAAGGCCAAGCCCAAGCCCAAGAAGAAGCCCAAAGUGGUGGACUACGAUGACUUCAGCAGCACCACCUCCGACUCGGACGACGACGAUGACUCGAACAGGGAGAAGCCCAAACGCAAGAGGAUCCCAGCCGAUGAGCGGCACCUUCAUCGCAUCAUUGACUGCCACAUUUGUCAUCAGAAGUUCAAGAAGGCCAUCCGCUACGAGGAGCACAUGAAGUACCACAACGAUCUGCUGCCCUUCCAGUGCAAAGUGGAGACCUGCCGCAAGGGAUUCACCACAGCCAAUGGCCUGCGCAUCCAUGUGGACCAUGCCCACACCGAACUGUCCGAGGUGCACCAUUGUCCAGCGGAGGGUUGCGAGAAGACGUUCCCACGCAUCAGGCUGCUCACGUUCCACAUGAAGAAGGUGCACAACAUAACGAAGUCGGCCGCUCCGCUGCGCGACUUCCCCUGCCCGGAGUGCGACACCGUCUUCCGCUGCCCCACGGCCCUCAAGAAGCACAUGUACAAGCACACGGGCGAGGAGCUGCCCUACCCAUGCAACAUCUGCGGCAAGCGGUUCGUGAUCAACAGCGCCCUCAGGGACCAUCUGAUGCGGCAUGCGGGCAUCAAGAAUCACGUCUGCCCCUACUGUGGCGUGGGCAAGACGACGCGCCAGGAGUGGAACGCUCACAUUCUCACCCACACCAAGGAGAAGAAGUUCAAGUGCCGGCAGUGCGAUCACGCCUCGCACAACAAGCAGGCCCUGUCGAACCACAUCAAGGUGGUGCACGAGAAGCGGAAGGACUUCGCCUGCCAGUACUGCGGCAAGACGUUCGGCAAGUCGCACGCCUGCAAGGUGCACGAGCGCAGUCACACGGGAGAGAAGUGCUGCGAGUGCAAGAUCUGCGGCAAGAUUUUCCUCUGCGAGAAGAGCCUGACGAAGCAUCUGAAGACGCACGAGAAGCGGGAUCUGCCGCCGUCAGAGCCGCAACGGCAACAACAGCUUAACAUUCCCAUUCCGAUACCGGGCCAGAUGCAAGGCGAUGGCCUGGGGAAUCCCAAUCCCAAUGCAAACAGCAAUAUUAAUCCCAAUCAAAACGAGGACAUGCUCAAGGCUUGCGCUAGCAGUGGCGGGCCCGCUGCACCGCUGCCCAAGCAGAAGAACUCCAGGCGCGUCCAACGGGUGGACAUUUCCCAGCUGGCGGGCACGGCCGUCAAUCCCAUACCGUCGGUGUCGGUACCGUCAUGGUCGCCGCAGGUGAACUUCACCAAGAAGGAGGGCCAGCACAUCUGUCCCGGCUGUGGGCGGGGCUUCAACAACAUUGGCAACAUGAAGCUCCACUACAAGAUCAUCCACGAGAAGGUGAAGGACUUUGCCUGCCGCUUCUGCCCCAAACGAUUCUCCAAGGCGCAGAUACUGCGGCACCACGAGUGGAUCCACACGGGAGAGAAGCCCUUUGAGUGCAAGAUCUGUAACAAGCAUUUCCGCCAGGAGACGGCCCUCAAGAAGCACAUCAAGACGCACGAGAAGCCCGGUCGCCGUCACGUGCCGGAGAGGAGUGCACCCACGGUGCCCACAUUCAUGAAACUGGAUCCCGAGGCCGAGCCGAGGAACUACGAUCUGUAUCAGGAUCCGGCUGCCGAGCGGGCGGCGGCCACCGCCGAGCUGCUCGCCCAUCAGAUGGAGGAGAACGAGGCCAAGCGGAAGGCGGACAUCGAGCGCCAGAAGAUCGCGGCGGCUGCCUGCGAGCAGCUAACGAAGCUGCAGAAGCAACAGGAGAUUAUGAAGGCCACAACCUCCUACGACGGCUACUACCAGCAGAAGGCCGAGGCCGAUGGCACCAGUUUGGAUGCCCUAAAGAUCGAUCAUGUGUAGAGAGUGGCAGGCUUCCUCAUGGCUUCUUAAUAUACCGUAAGAUUUAUAUUGUAUAAUUAACUUUUACAGCGCAAACUGUGCUCCCCCCGGAACAUUUGUCUUCUGCCCUCGAAUUGCUCUCUCUCUCACACUCACUCCUCCCUAGUUGAAACGGAAUAGAAAAACUUCAUUUAUUCGAGUACAUUUAAACGAAUGAAAUUUAACGAUUUUUUAUAUGUAUACAUAUGAAUUUGUGUAUCUUUAUGUUUUUUUAUUAUGUACUACAUACAUAGACAA